Messenger RNA from Bradysia coprophila, 1344 nucleotides. RefSeq names its product histone deacetylase 8-like. Lineage: Eukaryota; Metazoa; Arthropoda; Insecta; Diptera; Sciaridae. Gene Ontology annotation, biological process: heterochromatin formation. The record is from RefSeq and is a predicted model, not a curated record. Gene Ontology annotation, molecular function: histone deacetylase activity.
CAACUUUCAACGAAAAGGACGGCAUGAUUUUUGAUUUCUCUUUUUUGGAAAAUUUUAAUUCGUUUUUUCGAAAUCCAACCAUCUGUACAUAUUGACAGAUUUGUUUACGCGCCAUCAGUGCAUCCGUUUCAACGUUAAUAAUAUGUCUUGGAUAGCGUACGUCUCGAGUGAUAAGUUAUUGAAAGAAUGUUCGAAGCUAAAAGUUAUAAACGAUCGAGCGUACGCGGUGCACCAGUUGAUCUCAGCGUAUAAACUAAACGAACAAAUGAAAGAGAUCUCACCCAGACUGGCAACGGAAAAGGAAUUACGAUUGUUCCACGCUGAAUAUUAUGUGAAUUACCUGAAAGAGCAAAGCUGCGAUGACUGUGAUGACGAUGAUGUCGAUGACGAGCAACUGGAAUAUGGAAUUGGAUACGACUGUCCGAAGUUGAACAAUUUAUGGAAGUUUGCAACAACAAUAGCCGGUGCAACCAUUACUUCCGUUGAAUCCAUAUAUUCUGGAGCGAGAAUUGCCAUUAAUUGGUGUGGAGGAUGGCACCAUGCUCAGCGAGACAAUGCAGAGGGAUUCUGUUACGUGAACGAUAUUUGCAUUGGCAUUCAGAAAUUGAGAGAAAAAUUCAAACGAGUCUUGUACAUCGAUUUGGACACUCAUCACGGCAAUGGUGUGGAGAACGCUUUUGCAUUCACUAAACGAGCAUUUACGUUAUCAUUUCACCAGUACGAGACCGGAUUCUUCCCCAACUCCGGUAGUGUGAGCGAAUGUGGCUUGGGACAAGGCCGAGGCUACACAGCAAAUUUUCCUUAUCGUAGUGGUGUCAGUGGCAGUUUGUUCGUUGAUUAUUUCAACAAGGUUGCGAAUCUCAUUUUCGAGACAUACAAACCAGAUAUUUGUGUGGUGCAAUGUGGCGGAGAUGUGCUAGUCGGCGAUCCCCUGGGAAAUACAAAUCUCACCCCAAUUGAUAUGGGAAAAUGUGUUAGGACAGUCAUCAGUUGGAACGUUCCCAUCAUAUUUUUAGGAGGUGGUGGUUAUAACAUACCGAACACUUCACGGUAUUGGACCUAUUUGACGUCCAUCAUAUGCGAAACGCCGAUUAGCGAUGACAUUCCAGACGAUGACAACGAUUACUUUCUACUUUAUGGUCCGGGUUAUGAGUUGAACAUUGCGGCGAAAGAGAUAAGUGAUCUCAACACGGUCGAGGAGUUUGAAAGCAAUUACAGGACAAUAAAAGAGAAUCUUAUCAAAUAUGACGUUCGUGAUGUGUGAACUUUAUGGGUAACGAUAUGUCCUAAUUUUGUAUUUGUUCGCAAGACUUCGAUUGGAAAUAAAAUAUGAUUACAGUUCUC